Camelina sativa (false flax) is the source of this 812-nucleotide messenger RNA. Lineage: Eukaryota; Viridiplantae; Streptophyta; Magnoliopsida; Brassicales; Brassicaceae. The record is from RefSeq and is a predicted model, not a curated record.
AUGAUUUUAGGGUUUGUGGUUUUGUUUGAGAUUAGGGGUGAAGAUGAUAUAGUGGAGCUCUUAUGGAAGAGUGGCCAAGUAGUUCCAAGCAGCCAGCAGACACAGAGACCCUCCUCCGGUCCUCUACCCAUUCUCCGCGGCAGCGGAAGCGGAGAAGGAAAUGCUCCUCUACCGCAGCCUCCACCUCCCCUGCAUCAUCAUCUCUUCAACCAAGAAGACGAAAUGGCUUCUUGGCUUCACCAUCCUAAUCGCCAAGAUUAUUUCUAUUCCGGCGUCUCCAUGACACCGGCUACUCUCCCCCAAAGAAGUUCGGCCUCCAUGGCACUACCACCACCUAGUUCUCAGUACAUUAUGACGCCGGAGAGACCCACCGGUCAAGUUUUGGCCGUGAGAAGGGCGGAGAAUUUUAUGAAGUACUUCUCGAGUUUAAUAGGGAUCAUAUUUACCGGCGGUAGAGAUGAACCUGGACCGUCCAUGCAGAUGAGCUCGAGUGCGACCCCGUCGUCUUUUGCAAUUGGAUCAUGUGUAAUACCAGCGACGGCUGAGGGCACCAAGAGUCGAGUGUCGCCCACUUUUGCAGUUCCUAGUCGUCGGAACGAAAAGGUGGCUAUUGAGACAACGUUCUGUGAGACGAUCGCCGAAACAAAACCGAUUCAGAUACAACCAGCUACAGAAAUUGCCGAAGACAGGAAGCAAAAGGGAAGAGAAGAAACCAAUGCCGAAAUCCAGGUGAGUCAUAGGCUCAUAGCUCCAUUAAUAGGCUCACUUGCGCACUCAUGACUCAUGUAUAUGAUAGUUGAUGACAGAAGAAC